Molecule: messenger RNA, 1122 nt
Organism: Tachyglossus aculeatus (Australian echidna)
Lineage: Eukaryota; Metazoa; Chordata; Mammalia; Monotremata; Tachyglossidae
Gene: TM2D2
Product: TM2 domain containing 2
Exons: 5
Coding region: 97-762 (221 amino acids)
Source: RefSeq, a predicted model, not a curated record
CGGCCGCGGCCUAGCCCGGCGGUUCCGGGGUCGGCGCCGGGGGCUCGAUUCGUGGGCGCCGCCGGUUCCCGCGUGCCGGGUCCCGGCCUUUGGAGGAUGGUGGUGCCGGGCGGCUGGCCGGUGAGUUACGUGCUGCUGUGCGGCCAGGCGGCGUUGCUGCUGGGGAACCUGCUGCUGCUGCUGCAGUUGGUGCCGAGGAGCCUCUCGCAGAACGCCACGGCCGAGGCCGAGGCGGAGCCGCAGCCCACCGGGACCCUCGCCCCCAACGACGCCCGGGACCGGGACCGGGACCAGGCCUGGGACUACACCGACCCGCGCUCUCCCCUUGUCCUCUGCGCCUUCCUACCUGAUGAAUUUAUAGAAUGUGAGGAUCCUGUGGAUCACGUUGGAAAUUCAACUGCCUCCCAAGAGCUGGGUUAUGGAUGUCUCAAGUUGGGUGGCCAAGCCUACAACGAUGUGGAACAUACGUCUGUGCAGUGCAAGGCACUGGAUGGAAUCGAGUGUGCCAAUCCUAGGACCUUCCUACGAGAGAAUAAACCCUGUAUAAAGUACACAGGGCACUACUUCAUAACUACUUUACUGUACUCCUUCUUCCUGGGAUGCUUUGGAGUUGACCGCUUCUGCCUGGGACACACGGGCACAGCAGUAGGGAAACUGCUGACCCUCGGAGGACUUGGGAUCUGGUGGUUCGUUGAUCUUAUUCUGCUCAUCACAGGAGGGUUGAUGCCUAGUGACGGCAGUAAUUGGUGUACCAUUUACUAAAGAGCACGGAACCCAGGCAAGAACCGGGAAAACGGAGAGGCACGGGACAGGACCAGGGGAUGAUGCCGUCCAUAUUGGAGCAGAUUUGAAAUGAAUCUACUGACAAUCUACAACAGGGCAGGAAAGGGGCAGCAGAUUUUAGUGUCUGAUUCUACUUAGAUUACUCAAACAUUUUGAUUGCACUGGAAAGCUAAAUGGAGAAACAUUUCAGCCAGCAACUACAACUAAACUUUAAGAACUGGACUUUUAAAAAGACAACCUUCCCCAACCUCCAAUUACUAAAGCCCCCUCCGUGUGUUCCUCUUCUCCAGUUUUGGCAUACCACGUGGGGAUUGUUUCAUUAAAAUGUGUUUUGGAAAA